Manduca sexta (tobacco hornworm) is the source of this 425-nucleotide messenger RNA. RefSeq names its product probable peroxisomal acyl-coenzyme A oxidase 1. The record is from RefSeq and is a predicted model, not a curated record. NCBI's taxonomy places the organism in Eukaryota, Metazoa, Arthropoda, Insecta, Lepidoptera, Sphingidae. Bases 1 to 375 code for a protein of 124 amino acids. The transcript is spliced from 3 exons. Gene Ontology annotation, cellular component: peroxisome. Gene Ontology annotation, molecular function: acyl-CoA oxidase activity; FAD binding; fatty acid binding. Gene Ontology annotation, biological process: lipid homeostasis; fatty acid beta-oxidation using acyl-CoA oxidase.
AUGCCAGCCAGACGGUCAAUAACGCACGAUGGACCUGACAUUCUAGUAAAAUGUGUAUUUGGUUUGUUCCAGUACACACCAAUAAGUGAAGAUGAUGUUCGACAACUGCAGCGCAUUUACGAAGAUCUUCUGCAGAAGAUACGGCCGAAUGCGAUUGGUUUGGUCGACGCAUUCGAUUUUAGAGAUGAGAUCCUGAACUCGACCCUCGGCGCGUACGACGGUCGCGUGUACGAGCGUCUGAUGGAGGAGGCACUGAAGAGUCCUCUCAACAAAGAGCCCGUCAACCGCAGCUUCCACAUGUACCUCAAGCCCUUCAUGCAGGGAAACUGUGAUUGUGGUUUGUGUAAAAAGUGUGUUGAAAUUGUAUUACUAUAAUGUCUAUUGAGUAUUAAAGUAAGGGAAUAAAAUAAAGAGUUUUUGAGAUA